AUGGGGGCCUGCGCUCUCCUGGGUGACGCCAACAUCUCAUCUGGCCUCGAGAGCAACGCCACAGACGUCACUGCCUUCUCCAUGCCCGGCUGGCAGCUGGCUCUGUGGGCCACAGCCUACCUGGCCCUGGUGCUGGUGGCCGUGACGGGCAACGCCACUGUCAUCUGGAUCAUCCUGGCCCACCAGAGGAUGCGCACGGUCACCAACUACUUCAUCGUCAACCUGGCCCUGGCUGACCUGUGCAUGGCCACCUUCAAUGCCACCUUCAACUUCGUCUAUGCCAGCCACAACAUCUGGUACUUCGGCCGCGUCUUCUGCUACUUCCAGAACCUCUUCCCCAUCACAGUCACGUUCGUCAGCAUCUACUCCAUGACAGCCAUCGCCGCUGACAGGUACAUGGCCAUCGUCCAUCCCUUUCAGCCACGGCUCUCCGCCCCCAGCACCAAGGCAGUUAUCGCGGGCAUCUGGCUGGUGGCCCUGGCCCUCGCCUUCCCCCAGUGCUUCUAUUCCACCAUCACCGUGGACCAGGGCGCCACCAAGUGCGUGGUGGCCUGGCCUGAAGACAGCAGGGACAAGUCACUUCUCCAGUACCACCUGGUGGUGAUCGCYCUCAUCUACCUCCUGCCCCUCCUGGUGAUGUUCAUUGCCUACAGCAUCAUUGGCCUCACACUCUGGAGGCGCGCUGUCCCACGACACCAGGUCCACGGUGCCAACCUGCGCCACCUGCAGGCCAAGAAGAAGUUUGUGAAGACCAUGGUGCUGGUGGUGGUGACAUUUGCCAUCUGCUGGCUGCCCUACCACCUCUACUUCAUCCUGGGCAACUUCCGGGAGGACAUCUACUGCCAUAAGUUCAUCCAGCAGGUGUACCUGGCGCUCUUCUGGCUGGCCAUGAGCUCCACCAUGUACAACCCCAUCAUCUACUGCAGCCUCAACCACAGGUUCCGCUCUGGAUUCCGCCUUGCUUUCCGGUGCUGCCCGUGGGUCACUCCAACCGAGGAAGAUAAACUAGAGCUGACUCCCACUCCAUCCCUUUCCAUGAGGGUCAAGAGGUGUCACACGAAAGAGAUUUUGCUCAUGGCCGGGGACGUGGCCCCUUCUGAAGUUCCCAGGGGGAAGGCUGGGUGGAGGUCCCCAAGAGGGGAAGCCUGCUGA
Messenger RNA from Urocitellus parryii (Arctic ground squirrel), 1152 nucleotides. It is a transcript of the gene Tacr2, whose product is annotated as tachykinin receptor 2. Lineage: Eukaryota; Metazoa; Chordata; Mammalia; Rodentia; Sciuridae. Gene Ontology annotation, biological process: positive regulation of flagellated sperm motility; G protein-coupled receptor signaling pathway. Gene Ontology annotation, molecular function: substance K receptor activity. The record is from RefSeq and is a predicted model, not a curated record. Gene Ontology annotation, cellular component: sperm midpiece; plasma membrane.